GGGUUUGAACGCUAUGUGAUCAGCAGGCACGUGAGGAUACAGUCUAGCUCUAGAUGGUGUCCAGUUACAGAAAGGGGGUAGCAUUUUGCUCUCAGUACCUGAGGAAAGCCGCUCCAAGGGCAUAGGAGUCACACACAGAGCACAGAGGCAGCACACAUACAGAGAGUGCUCAGCCCCAGUCCAGAGGAAUUCCACUGUGAGAAACCAAAGUCACUGCCUGAUUCUGUUUCACUUCAGCAAGCUUGAAUUGAAUCCAUUUUCAAGGUAUUGAAUUACUGAAUGUUUGGUUUUUGGAUUGCUAUCAUGUAUAAUUUCUUAGCCUACUGUAGCUGUCCAUGACUCUGAGAAACACUUAAGUAUGUAAUACUGUACCCUAGUAUAGUUACCAUAUGGAUGUGUUGCUAGUGCUGGUUGGGUGUCACCAUCUAUGCACCUGAUAGCUAUGGGAAACAUUUCAGAUGUUUGACAAACAAAAGCAAGCCAAAAAUUAGUUAUUCUCUAGGCCCCCUUGUGCCGUACAAUAAGUGUGUGUAACAGGCUAAAGGAAAGUUUAUUCAUAGGAAGUCUGCAUCAUCACAAUUGAUUUGAAAAUGUAAAUGUUAGCUGAAGGGAAUGAAUUGUGUCAUUCUUCAGUUGAUAUUGUUAAAAACUAAAUGUAACUAAAUCUAAACUUUUAACUGACCGGAUACAUAUUGUAAAGCUAUACUGGAUAAAUAUCCAUUUGGCAUUGAUGGCACUGUAUUAUGUAUUUGGCACUGUAUUAUGGCACUGAUUAUCUAUUUAUUCAAAUAUGUUUUAGGAAUACACCAUGCAAUAUGUUUUGUUAUGUGGUUGGUGGUGUAGUAGACAUACCCUUCCUAGUCUGCAGUGUUUAUAUUUAGAAACCGGUCCUACUUCUGAGCGCAUGCCAGCAACCUAGGCUACACCGGCCUCUAUAACUGCCGUUUCAACUUUACCCUACUUGGCUGCCGGCCCGGUAUAUGACAUGGAAAAAUAAAUUCAAGCCAAACUUGUCAGUCAACCGGGCCACAACAUAAACAGACUUAUGACCUCCACAUACAGUUUGAAAAUAUUAAACUAAUCCUUGAAAUUACAAAAGGGCUGCCUAGGGCUAUUUCUUAGUCAUUGUUUCCAUGAGUCUAUGAAAAUGAACGUUUCUCUCACCUGAAAUUGAUGAAGGUUCGACUUCAUUCCCGCAUGCAUCCAUUCCCACCCGUUAGCCUAAAGUUGGUUUGGUUUUGACCGUUAGGCUAUAGAGCAAUAGUAAUGGCGUCUUUUAGUAGGCACUAACUCCGCCAUGGCUCGUUGGCCAAAGCCUAUGGGAAAAUGAAUGGGUUUUUUUGGAGAGUUUUUGGAUAAAUGCCGAAAAUAAGGUCUGUGGUAAACACAGGCUUAGGAGGUCUUAUACAUUGGCUACCAAACUUAAACUUGUCUCAAGAAAAAAUGUGUGUGGCAAAGAGCUGAAAAAAACCCUGCCGAACAUCUAAAUUAACAAAAACGUCACAAGAUGGCGUCAUUAUAUAUUUGUGCGACAGGCUUAAGCCUGUGUUAACCUCAGACCUUAUUGUCGGCAUUUAUCCCAAAACCCCAUUCUUUCCCCAUUCAUUUCCCCCAUGGGAAUGGCUGAACAAACCAAAAAUAACCAAUUUCCAGGUUUUUAGGAAUAGAAGCUGGCGAGCUCUAUUUGAUAAUUGCAGAUUUUAUAUAUUAUAUAUAUCGUCACACAAUGAAGUUGGAAUAAUACUGUGAAAUUGUGAAAAUGAUGAUAAUGCGCUUUUAGUGUAAGAGCUGUUUGAAAAGGCCUCCUGAAAUGUUUGCUUGUUUUGCAUGGGCGGGGUUUUGGACCGCCGGCGACAUCAUCAAGCAGUAGAAGUUGAUAGACCAAUAACAAAUACAGUUUGCCCUCCUCUCUGCCAAUAACAGUUAGUUUUCAGGAGACCUAUCCCUCCCAUUAGGCUCCUCUAAUUAGGCCCCUCACUCAGACCCCUCCCAGACAGUCCUAGACAGUCUUGCUUGAGAAAUUGCUUCCUGCUAUAAAGCUAUUUUUAUUUAUUGUUGACCAUUUUAAUUGAAAACAAUAACAGUAACUUAAUUGUUACCCAGAAAUAAGUUGAUAUUGAGAUAAAAAUGGGCUGCAUUGGACCUUUAAUAUGGAGGAAUUAAAAAUAACCUCUCUUUUGUAUACUAGUGGUGCAAGACUACGCUGAAAAUGUUGACUCAAUAGUGCACUUUAUGAUAAAAUAUAUGAUAAUCAAGAUGUAGAUAUAUGUACCCUAAAAAUAUAUAGAUAUGGAGCCACCCCAGAGUGGGGGCGUGGCAACCACUAGAACAAAAAAAUUACUGAAAAAUGUAAAAACAUAUUUAGAUUCCAGUCAAUGUCUAUAUACCAAGUUCAGAUGCAAUUGGAAAUUAGUUGAUAGUCCAUAGCGUUUAAAAAGUUAUAGAUAAAAGUCUAACGGCACCGGCGCCCAUAUCGCCUAUAACGCCCAUAUCGGUGGCUAUCUUAGGUCAUACCGGUACGUCAGACAGAUCACAGAAAUACAACACUUUAAAUGAAUAACAUAAACAUUUUCAGGACAAGUUGCUAUGGAUGAAUUUGAUCAAAGUAACUGUUAAAAACAUGAAAAACAUACAAAAACAUCGAAUUUGACCAUAAAUGUGUGAGCAUUUAAAAAUAUAUACUUAUUUUGGGGAAUUAAAACCAAUAACGUGUUACAAAAGGUUAAUGAAAGAAAGUGUUACUACUUGACAGACAGUGUCUCUUUGCAAUCAUUACCAAUUUGGGGUAAAAAUCGACCCCUGUUGGCACUUUUAAGAUAAAAAUAUGUUGGCUCAUUUAGGGUUAAAAAAGUUAAACGCAUCUCUGUCUAUAUCUCGCUCUGUUUUUAACAGGGUCUUCGACGUCACCGGGAUGGCAGAGGCACAUCAGGCAGUUGGCUUCCAGUUCACCGUCACCCCAGACGGUAUCGACCUCCACCUGAGCCGCGAGGUACUCAAACACAUCUACCUGUCGGGAGUGACGUCAUGGAGAAAGCGCGCCAUAAGAUUUAAGGUUUGUUUUCCAAUUAUUAAGUAGCCCUACAGUCAUUACCAAUCCUGAACCUGAUAGCUAGCUUGGUUUUUGUUGCAGUCCAGCAAUAAAACAACUUAUUCAAGUUAUUAUUAUUGCCUUGAUUGAUUCAGGUGUGUGUAGCCUACUGCUGGGCUGGGACAAAUGCUUGCACAUCUAGGAAUAGCCUUGUUGGUCUGUUUGUAGGCUAACUAUCUAAAUGAACAUUGAAUUAUAUUAUUUUAUUUCAGAAUGGGAUAUUGACAGGGGUCUACCCUGCCAGCCCAUCCAGUUGGCUGAUUGUGGUGAUAGCCAUCAUGAGCACAAUGUAUGCCAGGAAAGACCCAUCACUGGGAAUGAUAGACACCAUCAAGAGGACCCUGUCUGUCAGGUCUGUGAGAAAAUAACACAAUGAUGAACAUGCAUUGGGGAACAGCAAUGCAGCUUCUUUUCGACCUGUGGUUAUCUGUGGAAAGAAAUUCCCAGUGAAGGAACAAUAAACAUAAUUUAGAUUGAUUGAUGGUUAGAUAUUUUGCCUAAUGCUAUUUUGUUGUGAUACAAUGAGGUAAAGUUGUGUUCUCUCCUGUGUCCAGUGGCUACAGACAGUGCAGAGCAGACCCAGACAGUGAUGAGUGCCAUUCCAUUUUAAAACAAUUUUAAAUAAUGUGCUUGCUGCAGUACCUGACUGUAUUUUCUCCUCUCCCCUAUCUCAUCUCUCCUCUCUCCAGUGGCUACAUGACAGUGCAGACCCAGACAGUGCUAAGUGCCAUCCUGUUUGCCACAGGGCUGUGGCUCUCUCUCAUCCUCACGCGGAGGUACACUCUCAAGGCCCUUCUCUCCUACCACUCCUGGAUCUUCGAGUCCCACAGCAAAAUGAGCUUCUGCACCAAACUCUGGCUGGUACCUCUGUCAAAUGUCUCUAUUUCAAAAUCAACAUGAUCAAAAGAGCAGCUCACUCAUAUUUUUACAUUUUAGUAAUUUAGCAGACACUCUUAUCCAGAGCGACUUACAGUUAGUGAGUGCAUACAUUUUUCAUACUGGCCCCCCGUGGGAAUCAAACCCACAACCCUGGCGUUGCAAGUGCCACGCUCUACCAACUGAGAUCCAGGAGGCCCACUCAUAGCUCAGAAUCAAGACAAUAUCUUGUCUGAGCUCAGUAUUUGAUUAUUCUGACAAUUAACCCAGUCAUUGUGGUGUGUUGUUUCUCCUCAGAGUCUGGUGAAGAUGUUCUCUGGGCGCAGACCACUCCUCUACAGCAUCCAGACCUCCCUACCCAGACUACCUGUGCCUAGUGUGGACGACACCAUAACCAGGGUGAGAGAAAGAGAGGUGUUUAUGUGUCUCAUAUGCUUGGUUGAAAUAAAAUAUCAAACUGAUAAUUUGUUCAGGAGAGACCAGGACCAGUGUAGAACCGUAUAUGUACACUACAUAUCAGUAUUAUAUAAUAUAAUGCUCUAUGACCUUGCAGUACCUGGAGUCAGUUCGCCCUCUGCUGGAUGAUGAUCAGUACAACCAGAUGGAGGUGGUGGCCAAUUCCGAUUGUUUCAACGUGUCAUGUUAGGUUACAUUAAACAAUAGUGUUGGUAGCGUUAUUUAAGAUGCAUCCAGUAACCCUUCCCUAAUGCUGUAUUGAUGAUCUGAUUUAGGAUCUGCUGUACGUGACUCCCACACACAGACAGGCAGCUCGAGCAGGGAAUGUGGUUCACGCUAUGCUGCAGUACCGCCGCAAACUAGAGAGAGGAGAACAUGCACCGGUAAGGAAAACCCCUAUCUCUGUCUCUCUCACCCCCCUUCUCUCCCUCUCUGUACCCCUGAGAGUAUUUAGUUCGCUCCCCCAUUUCCCCUUUGACACUCGGUCCUCUCUCUACCCCCUAAAUAACCCAGGUCAUCUUCCUCCUCCUUAUCUGUUAACCUAAAUCAUCCUCCCACUGCCUUUGACUUAUUUCUACUCUACUAAAGUAACCCCACUCUUUUCUCUUUUCUCUCUCUCUCUCUCUCUCUCUCUGUCUUUUCCCCCUCUCUCUCUCUCUUUCUCUCUCUCUCUGUCUUUUCCCACUCUCUCUUUUCUCUCUCUCUCUUUUCUCUCUCUCCCUCUCUGUCUUUCUCUCUCUAGUUGAGGGCUCUGGGGGUGGUGCCCAUGUGUUCUUAUCAGAUGGAGAGGAUGUUCAACACCACACGUAUUCCUGGUAUAGAGACAGGUGAGCACACUGCUGCCUGCUGGGGGCAUAACACUAUUAGUCUAUCGCUGGGUAGUUGCAUGACUAAAUAUGAUCAUGCAUUUGUGUCAGACACAUCUUCCGACGAUCUUAGACAAAAGCUAUAAUUCAAGAGAAGCGUUAUGUGCAUCCUCCCACCCCCCAAAUAAUGUUCUAUGUCCUCUCCUCUCCCCCUCUCCUACUCCAUGGUCCAGACUUUGUUCAGCACCUGGUGGUGUACCAUAAGGGGCGCUUCUUUAAGGUGUGGCUGUACUAUGGGGGACGUCACCUCUGGCCCUCUGAGCUGGAGACUCAGUUCCAGAGGAUCCUCAACGACACCACAGUGCCACAGCCUGGGGAACUCAAACUGGCUGCCCUCAUAGCCGGCAACAGGUAUACACACAUAGGCAUGAAAGCGCACGUGCAAACACACCUGCACACACACACACAGGGGCACACAUACUCAACAGUUUCCUGUGUGUAUCAAGAAUGGUCCACCAUCCAAAGGACAUCCAGCCAACUUGACAUGAUUAAUUGGGAUGUGUGUUGUGUGAGUCUAAUGAUUGCUGUGCUAUCUCUGUGUAGUAUGUCCUAGCAACAGACUGAUUCCAUCUGGGCUACACAGGGGGGCACUGCAAAGGAGACAUCAACAAGGGCCUGCCUCCCCCCGCCAAACUACAAUGGGACAUUCCACUGGAGGUAUGGCUUCUAAUGUGUUAGGGAUAAAAGUUGUACCUUUAGUAAAGAGGAAAAGGGAUGAAUGCAAAUUCUCUCUGCCCUGUGUCUUGUCUGACCCUGUAUGUCCCCUGGUCUCUCCUCCUCCCUCAGUGCCAGGUGGUCAUCAUCGAGGAUUCCUACAUUGUUGCCAAAGAGAUAGCUGAUGACGUGGACUUCCAUGGCUGUCUGUUUGACGAGUUUGGGAAAGGCCUGAUCAAUGACAGUACGACCAGUCCUGAUGCCUUCAUACAGCUAGCACUGCAUCUGGCCCAAUUCAGGGUAUGACUGUGUGUGCGUGCAUAUGUGUGUGCAUUUUGUCAUGACACCUGACCUGAUGUCAACGAAUCAUACCAGACAAACAACACAACACAAUGAUUGGGUUAACAUUAACAACACAAGACACUAUCACGUCCCUAGCAAUGCAUCUGAAUGUAUUUGUUGUAUAUGUGUUGUAGGAUAAGGGGGAGUUCUGUCUGACGUAUGAGGCCUCGAUGACCCGGAUGUUCUGUGAGGGUCGGACAGAGACGGUUCGCUCCUGCACCUCAGAGUCCACAGCCUUCGUCAGAGCCAUGGAGGACAAGAACACUACGGUGAGGACACGCCUUUGUUAAUCAUGUCAGAGGCAGUAUAGAAUGCACUAAUGACAACACAAGUGCAGGAACAGUCACCUUCCACUUACAGUUGAAGUCGCAAGUUUACAUACACCUUAGCCAAAUGCAUUUAAACUCAGUUUUUCACAAUUCCUGACAUUUAAUCCUAAUAAAAAUUCCCUGUCGUAGGGCAGUUAGGAUCACCACUUUAUUUUAAGAAUGUGAAAUGUCAGAAUAAUAGUAGAGAGAAUUAUUUAUUUCAGAUUUUAUUUCUUUCAUCACAUUCCCAGUGGGUCAGAAGUUUACAUACACUCAAUUAGUAUUUGGUAGCAUUGCCUUUAAAUUGUUUAACUUGGGUCAAACGUUUCGGGGAGCCUUCCACAAGCUUCCCACAAUAAGUUGGGUGAAUUUUGGCCCAUUGCUCCUGACAGAGCUGGUGUAACUUAGUCAGGUUUGUAGGCCUCCUUGCUCGCACACGCUUUUUCAGUUCUGCCCACAAAUUUUCUAUAGGAUUGAGGUCAGGGCUUUGUGAUGGCCACUCCAAUACCUUGACUUUGUUGUCCUUAAGCCAUUUUGCCACAACUUUGGAAGUAUGCUUGGGGUCAUUGUCCAUUUGGAAGACCCAUUUGCGACCAAGCUUUAACUUCCUGACUGAUGUCUUGAGAUGUUGCUUCAAUAUAUCCACAUAAUUGUCCUUCCUCAUGAUGCCAUCUAUUUUGUGAAGUGCAGCAGUCCCUCCUGCAGCAAAGCACCCCCAACAUCAUGAUGCUGCAACCCCUGUGCUUCACGGUUGGGAUGGUGUUCUUCGGCUUGCAAGUUCCCCAUUUUUCUUCCAAACACAACGAUGGUCAUUAUGGCCAAACAGUUAUAUUUUUGUUUCAUCAGACCAGAGGACAUUUCUCCAAAAGCUACGAUCUUUGUCCCCAUGUGCAGUUGCAAACCGUAGUCUGGCUUUUUUAUGGUGGUUUUGGAGCAGUGGCUUCUUCCUUGCUGAGCGGCCAUUCAGGUUAUGUCGAUAUAGGACUUGUUUUACUGUGGAUAUAGAUACUUUUGUACCUGUUUCCUCCAGCAUCUUCACAAGGUCCUUUGCUGUUGUUCUGGGAUUGAUUUGCACUUUUCGCACCAAAGUACGUUCAUCUCUAGGAGACAGAACGCGUCUCCUUCCUGAGCUGUUUGACGGCUGCGUGGUCCCAUGGUGUUUAUACUUGCGUACUAUUGUUUGUACAGAUGAACGUUGUACCUUCAGGCGUUUUGGAAAUUGCUCCCAAGGAUGAACCAGACUUGUGGAGGUCUACAAUUUUUUUUCUGAGGUCUUGGUUGAUUUCUUUAGAUUUUCCCAUGAUAUCAAGCAAAGAGGCACUGAGUUUGAAGAUAGGCCUUGAAAUACUUCCACAGGUACACCUCCAAUUGACUCAAAUGAUGUCAAUUAGCCUAUCAGAAGCUUCUAAAGCCAUGACGUAAUUUUCUGGAAUUUUCCAAGCUGUUUAAAGGCACAGUCAACUUAGUGUAUGUAAACUUCUGACCCACUGGAAUUGUGAUACAUUGAAUUCUAAGUAAAAUAAUCUGUCUGUAAAAAAUUGUUGGAAAAAUUACAUGUGUCAUGCACAAAGUAGAUGUCCUAACCGACUUGCCAAAACUACAGUUUGUUAACAAGAAUAUUGUGGAGUGGUUGAAAAACGAGUUUUAAUGACUUCAACCUAAGUGUAUGUAAACUUCCGACUUCAACUGUACCUGCUAUACAUGCUAGACAUAGACCAUCAGACGUUUGACUGUAUCUGAUGUUAAACACAGUGUGGGUGCAGCACUGCAGGUCAGUAGUUCCACAGUCAGUAGACUUAUCUGUGGGAGUUACUGAUAGAGAGUGACAUGAUGUAACUCUGCCAGUAAGGCUCAGGUCACUCUGACUCUGAGAACUAGGUGACCAGGACCCAAAUGUCUGUUUCUGGACUCUGAUCUCUGAACUCGGCCAGCUACUGGCUAUGCACUUUUUGCUUUUGCUCCAGCCUUGCACUAACAUACCUGAUUCAGCCAAUCAAGGUGCUGAUAAACAGCUGAUAAGUAGAAUCAGGUGUGUCUGAGUAGGGCUGCAGCAAGUACCUGCACACUAAGUAGCUCUCCAGGUGGAGGGUUGGCCACCACUGCUCUAUCCGUUGUGUUUUUGAGCUGGAUCUAGGUUUUGAUUGAAUAUCCUCUGUUGUCUCUGUGGAAAGAGUGCCCAAAGGUUGGACCUCUUCCGAAAGGCUGCAGACAAACACCAAAACAUGUACCGUCUGGCCAUGACAGGCUCUGGCAUCGACAGACACCUCUUCUGUCUCUACAUUAAGUACCUCAGCAUCGACUCACCAUUCCUCAAACAGGUGUGUGUGUGUGAUGUUAACACCAUUAUAUGUGUUAAGUGAUACUUUGGCGCCCCCCCCCCCCCCCCCCCCCUUCUCCCUCUGUUUAGGUGUUGUCAGAGCCCUGGAGGUUGUCCACUAGUCAGACUCCUCAACAGCAGCUCAACAUGGUCGACAUCAACAAGUUCCCCAGAUACGUGGGCGCAGGAGGAGGGUUCGGCCCUGUGAGUCUGUCGCACGCCCGCACACACAGACAUACACAUUUGGUAAGAAAUUAGCUGGUACCAGAAUCUCAAGUUCUACUGCCAUUGUGUCCUCUGUUACUUUUUCUACAUCUGCUUUUACUUCUAUGAAGUGGUCAGAGUUAGGGUUGAGUGGUACUGAUGUGUCUCUCCUGUGCCCCCAUGUGGCUGAUGACGGCUAUGGCGUCUCUUACAUCAUUGUAGGAGAGAACCUCAUCACAUUCCACAUCUCCAGCAAGUUCACCAGCCCUGAGACAGUGAGACCACUGUCUAACACUACACAAACCUACUGAACCAUGCAGUAUAUAGCCCUCACAUAUUACCUUAAUGGCAAUUUAGGUGGAUAUUUAUCAGGUCAAACAACUGUCUUGUUCUCUGUAGGGCUCGUACCGCUUUGGACAGAAUAUUUGA
Messenger RNA from Coregonus sp. 'balchen', 9540 nucleotides. Lineage: Eukaryota; Metazoa; Chordata; Actinopteri; Salmoniformes; Salmonidae. The record is from the annotation of a GenBank genome assembly.